Messenger RNA from Ziziphus jujuba (common jujube), 1683 nucleotides. RefSeq names its product 26S proteasome non-ATPase regulatory subunit 13 homolog A. The record is from RefSeq and is a predicted model, not a curated record. Gene Ontology annotation, cellular component: proteasome regulatory particle, lid subcomplex; cytosol; nucleus. The coding region runs from base 138 to 1298 and encodes 386 amino acids. The transcript has 6 exons. Gene Ontology annotation, biological process: ubiquitin-dependent protein catabolic process. Gene Ontology annotation, molecular function: structural molecule activity. Lineage: Eukaryota; Viridiplantae; Streptophyta; Magnoliopsida; Rosales; Rhamnaceae.
AGUCAAAAGAGAAGGUAUUUUCCAGAUUCGUAUAAAUAGAAACAAACAAGGCCUUGCCUUGGAACUCUCUCUCUCUCUCUCUCUCUCAAACAACUCUCUCUCUCUCUCUCCUCUCCUCUUUCUCUCUGUAAUCAGCCAUGGCCGCUCUGCAAUACCUGGAAUCGCUGCGCAACGCGCAUCCGGAGCUUUCCGAUUGGUACAAUUCGCUAGCAGAUCUGUACGAGAAGAAGCUCUGGCACCAACUCACCCUCAAGCUCGAGCAGUUCGUAGCUCUCGCUGUCUUCCAGGCUGGUGAUGCUUUGAUACAGUUAUAUCAUAAUUUCAUCACUGACUUUGAGACUAAAAUCAACCUUCUCAAGCUCGCACACUUUGCAGUUAUCGUUUCUCGACAGUAUUCAGAGAAAGAUGCAGCCAUUAGUUAUCUUGAUGGGGUGAUUGAGAAGCUUAGAGCCACUAGAGAGCAGCGCAUAGAGGAGCCAAUCCUUUAUAUUAAGAUGCAAAUAGCCAUAUUCAAACUUGAGCAAGGUGACCAAAAAGAGUGCAAGAAACUUCUAGAAGAUGGAAAAACUACACUUGAUAGCAUGACAGAUAUUGAUCCAUCUGUAUAUGCUAACUUUUAUUGGGUAUCAUCACAAUACCAUAAAUUUCGACAAGAAUUCGCUGAGUUCUACAAAAGUGCUCUUCUUUAUUUGGCAUACACCUCAGUGGAGUCUCUUUCUGAUUCAUUUAAGCUGGAUUUGGCUUUUGACUUAUCUCUCUCUGCACUUCUGGGGGAUAACAUCUACAACUUUGGAGAGCUUCUUGCCCAUCCUAUAAUUAAGUCUCUUCUGGGAACGAAGGUUGAGUGGCUCUACUAUAUACUACAAGCAUUCAACUCUGGUGAUUUAGUUCGCUAUCAAGAAUUAUGUCGUGUGCACAAUUCUGCUCUUAGGGCUCAACCAGCACUGGUUGAAAAUGAGAAGAAGCUGUUGGAAAAGAUCAAUAUUCUAUGCUUGAUGGAAAUUAUCUUCAGCCGAUCAUCUGAAGAUAGAACUAUACCAUUGAGUAUCAUUGCAGAGCGUACUAAACUUUCUAUUGAGGAUGUGGAGCAUCUUCUUAUGAAGAGCCUUUCUGUUCAUCUGAUUGAGGGCAUAAUCGAUCAAGUUGAGGGGACGGUACAUGUUUCCUGGGUGCAGCCUAGAGUUUUGGGAAUACCACAGAUCAAAUCCUUGCGAGAUCGGCUGGACAAUUGGUUGGGUAAAGUGCAUACUGCCUUGUUAUCCAUUGAGGCAGAAACACCCGAUCUGGUUGCAUCAUGAGUUCUUUUCUGUUCUGUUUCUUAUUUUGUUUUUCUGCCCAUUGUAACAUUUUCUUGAGGAAAAAAGAAAGGGGGUAAAAAGACAAGGGCAGCCGGAAAAGAAACCCAUCUCAUUCGCUUGGGCACUUGGGCCAACUUUGUAUGCUGCUGUUUUUUCAUAUUUCCCGCUUUUUAUUGAAUCAUUUUUAUGAAAGGAGCAGCCUCUUGUACUCCACUUUGGAGUAGUCAAAUUCUAUAUGGUGGCAUGCCUACUAGGACAUGAUGAUGAUGAAUUAAAAUUAAAAAGACAUCUGUUUUUAUUACUCUUUUAGCGUGGUUAUUGAAGUAUGUAUUCGGAAUUUUUUCUCAAAUAGUUAAACAGUUAUGUGAUCCACUUUUUUUAUUUA